This is a messenger RNA of Erpetoichthys calabaricus (reedfish), 2561 nucleotides long. It is a transcript of the gene mxd3, whose product is annotated as MAX dimerization protein 3. Gene Ontology annotation, molecular function: DNA-binding transcription factor activity, RNA polymerase II-specific; RNA polymerase II cis-regulatory region sequence-specific DNA binding; protein dimerization activity. Gene Ontology annotation, biological process: regulation of transcription by RNA polymerase II. Lineage: Eukaryota; Metazoa; Chordata; Cladistia; Polypteriformes; Polypteridae. The record is from RefSeq and is a predicted model, not a curated record. Bases 103 to 705 code for a protein of 200 amino acids. The transcript is spliced from 6 exons.
GGAGAUGACGUGAUCCUCCAAUGAGACAAUUACUAUUUGUAUGCCAACGCAACAGCAAUAUUGGAUUUUGCAGACUCUGUCAAAGUAUUUUAUAUAAAAAGUAUGGAUAACAGUGCAUGUAAUAUUCACGUUCUACUACAAGCUGCCGAAUAUUUAGAGAGGCGAGAGAGAGCAGAAGCGGAGCACGGCUAUGCAUCAGUCUUACCGUUUCAAGGUAGAAACUUUUCACAUAAGCGAAGCAAACCGAAACCAAAGAAGAAUCCGGAGAGUAUCAGGACUGUACAUAAUGAACUUGAGAAACACAGGCGGGCCCAGCUAAGACGCUGCUUGGAACAGUUGAAGAAACAAGUGCCUUUGACUUCGGACUCCAUGAGAAAUACAACACUAAACCUCUUACAGCAUGCACGCCUACAUAUCAAGAAAUUACAGGAACAGGAUGAGUUUGCACAGCGUCUAAAGGACAAGCUACGGUGGGAGCAAAGAGGGCUACGGGGAAGACUGGAGCAGCUAUUAAGAGGUCAAGAAAGGAUACGAAGUGACAGUAUGGGGUCAGCAUUAUCUUCUGAAAGGUCUGACUCAGACAGAGAGGACAUAGAGGUUGACGUGGAGAGUACUGUAUUUGUCUCUGCUGACUCAGAAAGCGUGAAUUGUUCACAGAGUGAAGGCGACCACAGCUACUCAACUCCUAGUCAUCCUUGGUUGUGAUAAUGUGGUCUCUAGUUCAAUGAAAAAAAAACUUAAAGAAGACAUCUUCAAUUUAUUCUUUAUUUUGUUUUAAAGAAAAACUAUUUGGAGGACAAAACCUUCCUAAGCACUUAAUAACUGAAGCACAGUUGCCAGCAGAUGGUCUUCACUUCCACAAAUAAUCAAAAAUAAAUAAAUAAAACAUGAAUUUGUACACGUAAGGAAGAGGAUGCAGUUAGUACUAAUAUUAUCACUGUUGUUGGAGGUACUAUUUGGAGCUAAAUAGGGAUGCAAAAUAGCAAUGGUCAAAGUGGUACACCACUUUACCUAAAUGAAGAAUUUGUUUUUCAGUGGUUAUGCAAAAAACUAAGUACAGUGCUCUCAUUUAAUAUCUUGACUCAUCUGUGUUUUUGCUUCACUUAAGAUGUUUUCAUUUUGUCUUCUAAAGAAACCGUUUUGAUGCUUUUUGUUUUUGUUAGUAUUUUUAAACAGUUACCCAAAAUAGCAUUAAAAAUUAACAUACAUUAAUUAUUUUGUCUUUCAAACAAGAGACUUCUAAUCACUGCGUUAGCAGAGGUAGAAAUACAUUUUAAAAAGCAAACAAAUAGAAAAGUUUUAUUGAAUGAUAGGUACAUUUCCUAUUGUAAGGCUGGAGGCACAUUUUUGGAAGUAUAUAGUAUGUAAGCUUCUAAAUUCAAAUCAAAUCUGUGUGCUAUCCUUUUUGUGCAAUAUCAUAUUUCAUACCACAAUAAUGCUACAAUUUUGUUUUGUUUUUUUUUUUUUGGUAAAAGUCAUUCAGAUGAUAUCAGUUACUUCCAUUUGUGACCAGUUCUGACCUUCUUUUAUGGGGAACAAAGCACAAUUUAAUACAUUUAAUGGACAGAAAUAUAUGAGCAAAUGUGUUUAGAUUAUUGAGUUAGUGAUGAUAUCAUAACUGCCAUCUCCUCUGCUGUGAGAAGUGAUCAGUAUGGCACAUAUCAACUAGCAAAACAUUGUCAAGCUAAGGUAACUAGUGAAACUGUCCUUAACAUUAUCAGAAUUUUACUUACAAGAUGAAUGAGAUUGUUGGCAUUGAACGUUUUCUUAUUAUCCUCAAUUUUGUCCUCAGAACUGUUGGGUUCAUAAAAAAGCAUUUUGGAGAAUACAAAACCUAGAUGUGAAAAAUUAAAUUGUAACAAGAGCAGUAUUGAUUUAAAGUGAAAGCUUCAGAUUCACCAAGUAUACUUUUUAAAGCAGUAUUAGCAUUUAUAAAUUAAAGUAAAAUUACAACAGUUUAAGCACUGUUAUGACCAAAGUUAUGCUGAACUACUUGAUUUUUCCAAAAUAUAGGGAGUUUUAUAUGCAGUAUGUUAAAGUUCCAUUAUGGCAGGUCACUAAAAAUAUUACUAUACACAUUUCCUGGGCAAUGUCCGUUCAACUAAUAUGUCUGCUUGGGCAUGCUUACAGGUGAAAAUUGUGACAUGCAAAAGUUUGGACACCCCACUUAAAAUGUCUGUUACUGUGAAUAGUUAAGUGAGCAGCACUGAAAGGCAUACAUUUAGAGAUGACAUAUUUCUUUAACUCUUUCUUUAAGCAAGAUUGCAUUUUUAUUUCCAUUAUUCAAAGGUACAAAAUUUCAAAGAAAAUGAGAAAGGCCUGAAGCAAGAGUUUGGCACCUGAUAUGGGCAAUACUUAAAAACACCCCGUUUGGCAAGUGUUGUAGCUUGUGGCUUUUUUUAGCCAACUAAAAGUCUUUCAGUUCUUUCUUGGAGUAUUUUCACCCAUUCACCCUUGAAAAAGGCUUCUAACUCUGCAAGAUUAUUGAGAUAUUUUGUACACACUGCUAUUUUGAGAUCUAUCCACAGAUUUUCAAUGAUGUUUAGGUCGGGGGACUGUGA